Molecule: messenger RNA, 3085 nt
Organism: Patella vulgata (common limpet)
Lineage: Eukaryota; Metazoa; Mollusca; Gastropoda; Patellidae
Product: condensin complex subunit 2
Exons: 19
Coding region: 484-2595 (703 amino acids)
Biological process (GO): mitotic chromosome condensation
Cellular component (GO): condensin complex
Molecular function (GO): chromatin binding
Source: RefSeq, a predicted model, not a curated record
GAUUAUGUUUUCUCAAGAUAUCUUAAUUAACUAGAAUCUCCAGUGAUCUACCAGUUUUCAAUCUUCUAAAUUCCUACCCCCUUCAUACUGCAUGGUCUAUCCCACCUACAUAAACCUGAUUGGUGCAGAAAAGUAAAGGUGUGUUUCGACUAGAAAGCUUUCCUGAACAAGAUAUUAAAGAGGGAACAUUUGGUGUUCGAUUAUUUGGAAGAGGUGAUGUAAAACUGCUUGAUAGAGGACUAGAAAGCUUUACAGAACAAGAUGUUGAAGAUGUAACAACAUUUAGAGUUUGAAUAUUUGGAAGAGGUGAUGUAAAACGACUAGGAGUGAUUUGUUUUUUCACAAUAUCUACAGAUGAUGAAAGGCAUUUAACAGAGGAUAAAUUAUCACUUGUAGCUGUACAUUCUUCAUUUUCUAAUUGGUGCACAGAUUUUCCACAUAUUCGCUUUGGAGAUGGUGUAGAUAUAUGAUAAGAAGAUAAAGAUGUCGAGUAGAGAGCCCCUUACACCUUUAAAUUCAAACCUUACGCCUACUCCUAAGAGACCAACUCCUGUUUCAAAAUUUAUAUCACCAUCAACAAGCCGCCAUGCACACAUCCCUACUCCAGUGACUGCUUUCACUAAAGAACAUGAUGACGCUGCUGAACGAAGAGACAGACGAAGAUCUCGGGUAUUAGAAUUACAGCGAAAAGCUGGUGGUGGUGGAAGUCCUGGUUCACCAGACAGAAGACGGUCAACACCGUUAAAUGGGUUAACAGCUAACCAACUUUCAGAUCAUUAUGCUAGCUGUAUUCAGCUAUCAACUGAAAAUAAAAUCAAUGCCAAGAAUGCCUUUGGACUUCAUUUAAUAGAUUAUAUGUCAGAUCUACUGAAAAAGAAGGAAUUGGAAAAUUUUCAGGUGGCAAGUACAACUUUAGAUGCUAGUGCUAAAAUUUAUGCGGGCCGUGUAGAUUUCAUUCAUUCUGAAACAUAUAAAGUAUUAACAGAUUUAGGAAGAGGAUCAGAAAAAGAUAAAAACAGAAAUGAUGAUGAUAUGGUUGAAAAUCCAGAUGAACAAAAUAAUGAUGAAAACACGAAAAAGAAAAGAAAGACGAGGAAAAGUAGAACAAUUGAAAUAAAUUUAAAGAAUAUCAAUGUUAAUAAAUUUGAUUUAGAAUUUGAGGUUGAUCCUAUGUUUCAAGUGACAUCUGCAGCUUUUGAUGAAGGUGGUGUUAGUGGUUUAUUAUUAAAUAAUCUACAGUGUUUUGAUGAUGGACAACAAUUAAUUUUAGAUUCUUCAACACAAGUAUCUAUUAUUGAUGAUAAAAGUUUAGAAGAGAGAAAAAGUCAAUCAAUUGACACAGAAGAAAUUCAAGAUUUACUUUCCAAAAUGAAUAUUGAAGAUAAGAUAAUCUGUCCACAAUUUCAACAUUUUAGAUUUACCGAAUGGGAUGAUUCAGAUACAAGUUCUAUCAUACCUAAAACAUCAUCAGAGCAUGCUUUUGAUAUAAAUGCUGAGAUUGAACCUAUUCCAGAAGCAGAAGAUCUUAUACCAGAGCAUGGUUUGUCAUAUUCUGGUGACAGUGAUGAUGAAAACGGUUUUGAAGCACCAGGUGAAGCGGAUGUGUCAUCCGUAAUAGGAGAUAAUAAAACAGCUAACCUUGUAGAAAGUGCGUUCAGAGAUUUGACGCAUGGUUCAGUUGGAAGUUUAAUGCAGAUACUGGCUACAGAACCUUCAGAUUAUUCUUAUUUUAAUAAAACUUUAUUGAGAUCAUGGGCUGGACCAUCACACUGGAAACUAGGACCACUGUCUAAAGACGCAAAGAGUGUGAAUAAAACCAUGAAAACAAAAAAGCCUGAUUUUGUCAUAGAUUAUGAUGCAGAUGUAGACCUGGAGAAACCUUUCAGGAAGUCAAAAGCUACAACUUUAACAAAAGCAACUUUAAGUAAACAUAAGAAAAAUCAAACAACCUUACCAGAAGAUCAACAUUAUGAUGCUGACAAAUUAUUUAGACUUUUUAAUAAACCUAAAAUUAUGAUCAAAAGACAGACAGCAAGUGAUGUAGGUGUAGAUGAUGCUGUAGAUAAUUAUGAUUAUGAUAAUGUUAAUGAUAAAGAUAACUACUGUCCAGCUGAUGUAGGGGAUGAUGAUGAUGACAAUGGAUUUGAUUAUACAGCAGCUUGUGGAGAUUAUAGUCAAGAAUCAUCUGAGAUGACUGUUAAUCCCGGAUUAUCACAAGAUACUAUUUUUGAUGGAACAGUUCUAUCAGGAGAUAAAUUAUUAGCUCAACCAUAUAAGAUUGCUAAGAUAGAUAUUGGGUAUGCCAAAACUGCAAAGAAAUUAGAUGUUAGAAAAUUGAAAGGAUCAAUGUGGAAACUAUUAGCAGCUCCAGAAGAAAAGGAAAAGUCAGUAGAUGAAGUUACAAAUGAUCAGAUGAUGAGUAAAACCUGGUCUUUUCAAUCAUUGUUACAAGAACUACCUGAAAAAGUCUCCACAAAUACAGCAAAAAAUCUUAGUGUACCAAUUGCUUUUGUCUGUCUCCUUCAUUUAGCAAAUGAAAAGUCGUUGAAAAUCACAGAUGACCAGUUGAAAGAUCUCGAGAUAUGUAAAGGAUGAUAGUUUUAGAUUGACUUUUAUUCAGUUUUGUUAUAGUAUAUCUGUUAUGUCCAGUAGACCUAUUGUUUUUGAUCUUAAAUCUGUAUUUGUAAAUAUAAUUAUACAGUAGAUAAAUGACUAAUGUCUUUGUUAGUAUUUAAUUAUAAGUGUGCUCAGUCAUACAUUUUUCUCAUUUUUAAUCUACAUUAUUUUAUCUAUUCACAUAGUAAUCAUAUAUAUAUAUACACCCAUUGACUCAAGUGACUUUAUUUUAUCAAUUUCAUGUUGUUUUGUUUCUGUAAAUAUGAUCCUGUUAUUGAAUUUUCUUUUUCAUGAUCUAUCAUGUCAUCUUUAUAUAAUCAUAUAUCACUACUUCCAUGCCAUGAAGAAUCAAUAAUAAAAUAUUUAAUAAUAUCAUCUUACAAAUGAGUUUACUAUUGAGAGAGAGAGAGAAAUGGGGUUUAACGUCCACUCGACACAAACUGGGUCAUUUCGGGACUAACAUAUGGUU